UUUCAGACUUUCAAUCUAAAUGCUCAGAACUUAGUGUUAAUCCAAAUAAAAUUUCUGUUUUAAAAAAAUGGAAGAAGACGUAGUGGAGUCGUGUGAAGCAACACCGACAAAUUCCACAUAUGGAACACCUGUUCGUGUAGCAUCGCCCCUUAUUCAUAACGAAGAUGACGUCAUCCCGACGACUGCCGUGGAAAAUUCCUUAUACUCGAAAUGUAAUGCAGUACAGGAACAAGAAUUUGAGAGAUUAGAGUCGCAAAAUGCAGAAUAUCGAGAAAAGCUGCUGAGAACAAUUCGAGAACGGGAUUUGAAUGAGGAACUUUUGAAAAAUGUUCAAAAUCAGCACAAAAAAGAGUUGGAUGCUCAAGUGCGAAGAAUUCGAGAAUUAGAAGUUCAACUCAAAACCACAACGGACAGAGGACUGGCUCAGGAAGCACAUUUUAAUGUGACAACUAAAGAAAUGUCACAGAAAUUUAAUUUGGCUCUUCAGCAGGCCACAAAAAAAGCCGAACAAUGUGAUAAGGAAAAGAACGAAGCGGUUGUAAAAUAUGCAAUGAGAGAAGGAGAAAUGAUGAAGUUAAGGGACGAAAUUUCCAAGAAAGAUAGUAAUAUGAAAGUGAUCAAAGAGGAAUUGGAAGCUGCAAGGAAAGCACAGAGUCAGGAAAAUUUGGAUGAUUUGGAGAAAACCGUGCAGAACUUGAAAGUCGAGAUUGAAAAGUUGAAGCAUGAACGUUUUGAUUUUGAAAAUCGAAUGAAGAUUGCCGAGAAACGAGUUGAGAGUUUAUCAUCCAACCUAUCAGAGUCCAAACAACAGGGAGAUAUGCUCAGAAAGCAACUGAUUCAGGCAAAGGAUGAUAAACAUAUUAUUCAGCAAUACGAAGUAAAGCUUCAAACAAGUACUGCUGAACUUGAACGUCGACUCCGAGAAUCUGAGCAUGACGUAGAACGACUCCGAACUUCUCAACUGGAAAUGGCAACUAAAUUUGAAGAGGCUUCAAGAGAAAAUACGGAUCUUCUUUCCAAAAUUGACAUUCUUCAAGACCAACUGAGUUUAGAAGAGGAUCGGCGGAAGCUUUGUGAAGAGCAAAUCGAUCGAUUGAAAGGAGUUGAAAGUUUUGUGGAGAGUAGUAGCCAUCGAAUUGAAGAAACCGAAAAAGAACGAGAGACUGCAGAAGAAGAUCGAGAACAAGCGGAACUUGAAGCUGCAGAGUAUAGGGAGCAAGUGGAGAAAAUGUUGAAAUUGACACAGGAGUUGACGGAGAGGAAUAUGGAGUUGCAGAGGAAGUUGAAAGAUGAAGAAGGGAAGAACACAUCCCACAAUUCUACUAUCGAAAAACUUCAAGUUGAGCUAACAACAAGCUUGGAACUUUGCAAAUCGUUUGAAGAGACCAAUUUGAAAAUUUCAGAGGAACUUGAAAAUUUAAAAACAGAAAUGCAAAAACCAGUGACAUUGGAGUCACUUGAAGAAAAUUUUUAUAGGGAUAAAUAUGAUGAAGCUUCGAGAAAAUUGGAACAAACAGAAGCUAAGCUUGCAGAAGAGAAGAACAACUUCUCUGCAUUUAAGAAGAAAACGAGUGCAACUUUGAAAGAGCUCAAAUCCGAGUUGAGUGGAUAUCGGAAGAAUAAUGGAGCUGGAGACUCUGGAGCGGCUCUCGGAGCACACGUUUUGGCACCGCCAACUUCUUCGGAUCCUUCAAUGUCUUCGAGGUCGAGGGCUAGUUCAAUUACUAGUAUUGAUCGGGUUACGAGUACAUCCCGUGAGGAAGAGGUCUCUUCAGCAGCUGGAGAAGAAGCCAAACGUAUUGAAAACGAGGAGCAAAAGCUGAAUAUGCAACAGAUUAUGAUCGAUAAAAUUGUAAUUUUGCAACGAAAAUUGGCUCGGAGGACUGAAAAAUGCGAAUUUUUGGAAGAACACGUCAGACAGUGCCUCGAAGAACUUCAGAAAAAGACCAAAAUAAUUCAACAUUUUGCACUUCGAGAAGAAGCUUCACUUCUUAUGCCAUCUGAAGGAUCUUUGGAGAAGUUAUUCGCAAAUUGUGAAUUUGUUCAAGUUCCAAUUGGUCGUAAAAGUGCUGCAUACGCUCUGAUGGGUGCCAUGUUCACGUCUUCCGGAAAUGAAAAGAAGCAAGUUCAAAUUAUGACGGAAGUGAAUUCACGGCUUCAGGCGGUUCUAGAAGAUGUUAUUCAGAAGAAUAUAUUAAUGAGGAGCUCCGUGGACACUUUAUCAGCUGAUAACACCCGUUUAUCACGUGAAAACCGACUGCUAAGCCUAUCGCAAGUUCGAACAACUCAGGAUAAUUAAUUGCAAAAAUUAAAAUUGAACACUUUAUUUUUGUGCCUUUCUCUAUUCAUUCUCCCCAUUUUUUCAUCAUCAUCAUAUCCCAAAAGUUUUCCGCCAAAAUAAAGUGACUAAACCCAU
Molecule: messenger RNA, 2416 nt
Organism: Caenorhabditis elegans
Lineage: Eukaryota; Metazoa; Nematoda; Chromadorea; Rhabditida; Rhabditidae
Gene: cccp-1
Product: CARD domain-containing protein
Biological process (GO): regulation of apoptotic process
Source: RefSeq, marked reviewed